GGGCUUCGAUCCGAAGCGCGGCGAGGCGGCCAUGGCGGCGACGGGCGGGCGGCGGUGCCGGCGGCUGGAGGGCGAGACGGCCCGCGCCGUGCUGGCCAACGUCGACACGCUGCUGUUCGACUGCGACGGCGUGCUGUGGCGCGGCGAGGCGGCGCUGAGCGGCGCGCCGGCGGCCCUGGGCCGUUUGGCGGCGGCGGGCAAGCGGCUGUGCUACGUGACCAACAACAGCAGCCGCACGCGGGUCGCUUACACCGAGAAGCUGCGGCGCCUCGGCUUCCCGCCCGCCGAGCCCCGCCACGUCUUCGGCUCGGCCUUCUGCGCCGCCCGCUACCUCCGCCAGGCCCUGCCGCCCGGCGCCGCCGCCUACGUGCUGGGCGGCCCCGCGCUCUCCGCCGAGCUGGAGGCCGCCGGCAUCCCGCACCUCGGGCCCGGCCCCGCCGCCCUGCCCGGCCCCGCGCCCGCCGACUGGGCCCAGGCGCCGCUGGAGCCGGCGGUGCGCGCCGUGCUGGUGGGCUUCGACGAGCACUUCAGCUACGCCAAGCUGUGCCAGGCGCUGCGCUACCUCCUGCGCGGCCCCGACUGCCUCCUCGUCGGCACCAACCGCGACAACCGCCUGCCGCUGGAGGGCGGCUCCGCCAUCCCCGGGACCGGCUGCCUGGUAAAAGCCGUGGAGACAGCAGCAGAGCGCGAGGCUUUCAUCGUCGGGAAGCCCAGCCGUUAUAUAUUUGACUGCGUGGCCAGCGAGUUUGACAUCGACCCUGCGCGCACCAUCAUGGUGGGGGAUCGGCUGGACACGGACAUCCUCAUGGGCAACACCUGCGGCCUCACCACCCUGCUGACGCUCACCGGGGUCAGCACGCUGGAGGAAGUGAGAGGGCACCAGGAGAGUGACUGCCCUGCCCGGCAGGGCCUGGUGCCUGAUUACUAUGUCGAUAGCAUAGCCGACCUUCUUCCUGCACUCGAGGAUUAAUAGAGCAGAACGCUGGCAGCCCUGGAAGCCGUACCCCGCGGAGGGCCCCAAUUAAUCAUCUCGUGGCAGUAACGUGCUCACUAUGAUACCACCUGAAGUUAGCAGCCCUUAGGUUUUUAACCCUUCUGUCCUCUUGGUAUGAUUUUGUUUACAUCUCAGUCUUUUAAAAUGCACUUUGAAACAAAGAGGGCAUUAUGGUGUCACCCAAGUCUUGUGGGUUUGGAGCUUUCUUUUUUUUUUUUUUUUAAAUGAUAAGCAACACAUAUAGCCAAACGUUUGUGAUGCUCAGUGUCAUGUUGUCCUCUGGACUGAGUUGAGGAAAGCAGAGCCGAUAGAGCUGAGGAAGAGAACCCAGCAACUUGCAGCGUGUCCUCCUGGGCAGACUGGGGCUCAGUCUGAUUUAUUCAGGGAAAUGACUUUUGGAGUGUCCAGUAACUUAGCAGCUGUGCUUAGAAAUGCCUGCGGUGGCUGACAGAAUUAGUAUUUGGCCUUUGGAUUGAUUGAUUUCUUUUUCCAGAUUGGGUCUCGUUCUGCAGGAUGGCCCACUCUGAGUGUAACUUAGGAACUGCAAGCGGUCUCCUUUAUGUGGCCGUUACAAAUUGCACUUGUAAUGCAGAUUUGGGUGAUUCCACACGCAAAAUACAAGUGGUGUCUUCUGUAUACUGUAGUUGUCCGGGUGUUGGGUGUAUGUGUAAAGUACAUGUACAUACAAGAACUACCCUAGUCCUAACUUUAUGUCAGAAUAUAUUUAAAAUAUAAAUUUAAGUAUAGUAUAUGAUAAUAUAUCUUCUUUCCCAGAAGGGAAGCUAAGAGGAAUGUACUUUGCUGAUCACAAAAGUUUUAAUUCUCAUUAGCUUAUGCAUUUGAUAAUGCAGAGAGUAUGUAACCACAUAGGACUGUCCUUCACUCCUGCUGUCCCCACAGGUAACUGGACUGAUCAGACUCCAGGUUCGCUCCCGUUCUUCCCUCAGUAUGGAAGCAGCUGCUUGCCUCGGUUUUAGCUGUAGGGUGUGAGUCAGGGCUCAGUCUGCAUCUGUAGUAGUGCCCCCCAUUGCAACUCUCCACCAAAAUAAACCUGGAAGAGAGCCAGCUAUAUAUGACAACAGCACGUGCUUCCUUUAAGUAUCUGAAUUUACUAUCUUCCUUGUGUGGCUGGUGUGGGGGCCUGGCACAAGCUGCUUGGCUGAAGAGUGUUUGCUUGCUCAGGUGAUGAUUUUAUUUGGAUCCCUAGGUAGCUUUUGUGUGAUGCGUAGCUCAGGCUAUGGGAUAGAUUUUUAUGCAGGCUAACUUGAAGGCUGCGGUUCCAAGCUUUUGUAUUACAGAAUCGAGUGAAAAAUUAUAUAUGCAAAUAACAUUAUUUUAUGUAUAGAUUCAACUGUUAGUUAAAUUUAAGCACUGACCUUCCUUCAUUUCCCACUGUUCGGUUGAAUAGCUCUAGCUGUAUCGAUGCCAUUUCCCUCCACUCAGACACUAGAAAUGAGUAGAUUUACCACCUUGUUGGUACAGCAAUAACUGUGCAGCCCAUAUUGUCUUUCAGUGUUAUGAGAGUAUUAGCUGGAUCUUGUAAAAGACUUCCAUAAUUCAGAGUUGUGUAAGGAAGCACAGAUAACUUCUUCCCUGUUCUUGUCUUCAGGAAAACUUUCACGUUAACCUGGGUAACACAGAAAUGGACGCUGUGGGUUUACAGUAGGUAGGAUCUGACUCAACAAUGCGUUCUUCAGUUCACUUCCUGCAUUUGGUGCUUCUAAUUUCAGAACAUGUCAAGUAAGCCAGUACACGCCAGGUGAGGCGUUCAGCCUCUUGGAGCAGCACGCUGUCCCUGUUGAGCACUGUUCACUGUACAACCCGUACCUCGAUUCACUCAUGCUGAAAUGUAUUGGUGAAGGUGUCAAUUGUGCUUCAGAACUCUGUAUCAACUUCCCAAUGGUUUUUAACCCUCUACUCGAGUUCACAUUAAACUUGCAAACCUGC
Messenger RNA from Gallus gallus (chicken), 2941 nucleotides. RefSeq names its product phosphoglycolate phosphatase (gene PGP). Lineage: Eukaryota; Metazoa; Chordata; Aves; Galliformes; Phasianidae. The coding region runs from base 32 to 970 and encodes 312 amino acids. The record is from RefSeq and is marked provisional. Gene Ontology annotation, cellular component: cytoplasm. The transcript is spliced from 2 exons. Gene Ontology annotation, molecular function: sn-glycerol 3-phosphatase activity.